AAAGAAUUAAUGUGUAAAAACUCAUCCGAACCGACUCUCUCGUCUCGAGCCAGGAAAAGAAGGUAGGGCAAAACCCUAACCCUUCCGGCAUCCCACCCAAGAAUGCAGCAAUCCCGGACCCUGGAUCUGCUCUUCCACCGCCCGCACUAGAUUUUGCAUGUUUUCUGGUAUUUUGAAUUUCCGAACUUCAGAUCAGGAAUAAUGAACGGAUCAUUUAAUGGGCAGAUUUUGGUGGAUAAGCUUGCUAAGCUCAACAAUACGCAGCAGAGCAUAGAGACUUUAUCACAUUGGUGCAUCUUCCACAUGAACAAAGCAACACAAGUUGUGGAAACAUGGGAGAGACAAUUUUAUUGCUCUCCGAGGGAACAAAGAGUAUCAUUUCUCUACCUUGCUAAUGAUAUUUUGCAGAACAGCCGGAGAAAAGGUUUAGAGUUCAUUAAUGAAUUCUGGAAAGUUCUUCCUGAUGCUUUAAAUGAUGUAUGUGGUAAUGGAGAUGAAUUUGGAAGGAAAACUGUACUAAGACUGGUUGACAUAUGGGAUGAACGUAAAGUUUUCGGUUCUCGUGGACAAAUUCUUAAGGAAGAAAUAUCGGGAAGGAGGCUUGAAAAUGGAAAUAAAAAUGUGAAGGCCAUUAUUUACAAGUCGAAGCAAUCUAGUGAAUUUCUGGAGAAGAUCAUUUCAAGCUAUGAUCAUGUUUGUGAUGAAGAAGCUUUAUUUAGAAAAUGUCAAAGUGCUAUUAGCAUUGUUGAUAAAUUAGAAAAGGAACUUGGGAGUGAUAUUGAAUAUGGGAGUAUAAAUGGAUCUGAAGUCAUGGGAGAGUUGCAGAUGCAGCAUCACAUGCUAUUAGAGUGCAUAGAACAACUAAAGGCAGCUGAAUUGUCCAGAGCAACUUUGAUAUCGUAUUUGAAAGAAGCCCUCCAUGAGCAGGAAAUAAAGAUCGAACAAGUUCGUCACCAACUUCAGGAGGCUGAAUCACGAUAUGAGAGAGCAACGGUUGCCUCCGCACAGCUUAAUGGUGAACAACCCCCAGCCGAGCAGAGAACCAAGGAAUCAUCAUUGGCAUUCUCUGAGACCUCUCCUGGUUUUGCCCCUGAAGCUACUGCUGGCUCCUCGGACGAAGCACAAAUAACUUCCACCAGAUGCACCCAGGAGGAACCUCUCACCGAAAAUAAUUCUUCUCAUUCUGAGAGUGAACACCGGAGAACGGCAGCUGCUGAAGUGGCAGCAAAACUCACCGCGUCUGCCUCCUCCGCCCAAAUGCUGUGCCAUGUCCUCUCCUCUCUGGCCUCGGAGGGUGUCAUUGGCCAGGCAAACAAAGAAGAUUUUUCUUCCGACAAUAAGAGGCUUAAAACAGAAAACAGUGUGCCUUCUCAUGUGCUGCUGCUGCAGCCUCCGCUUCAGCCACCGUUGCCAUCUCUUCCACAUCCUCAAUUACAGCAUCAGCUGCCGCUGCUACCACCAGGGACUCAUCCAAGCCCCAUUGUAGAGCCGCUGCCGUCUACAUCAACUUCACUGCCAUCAGCACAGCCGCCACCACCCCCACUUAUCACCACUCAGUUCAUGCCGUCAGCUGCUGGACCUAUGACAGGCAUCCCAUAUGUCUAUGGUUCAGCUCUGCCACCUCUCCCAAAUUAUCCGCCAAUGUUUGGCAUUCAUCUCGGUCCAAGUGCUCCAAAUCCAUUCCACAAUGUUCAAGCAUCGGAGGGGCCCAAUACCUUUGGCCAACCACCAUUACCGGCACCGCCACCGCCAUUGACCCGGCAAUGACAGGUUACAAAGAACUGUAUGCAAACCUGGAAUGCUUUGGUGCUGUAUAAUUUGUUCAUGAUAUAUAUACUACAUGCACCAUAAUGGUUGAAGAUUUGCUCUACUAAACUUUUAUGUAAGAAACUGAUUAGUGAUCAAUUUCUUGAAGCAGGACGCCAGUUUGUAGA
Musa acuminata AAA Group (dessert banana) is the source of this 1934-nucleotide messenger RNA. RefSeq lists its product as uncharacterized. Gene Ontology annotation, biological process: mRNA 3'-end processing. The transcript is spliced from 8 exons. Lineage: Eukaryota; Viridiplantae; Streptophyta; Magnoliopsida; Zingiberales; Musaceae. The record is from RefSeq and is a predicted model, not a curated record. Gene Ontology annotation, molecular function: RNA polymerase II complex binding. The coding region runs from base 202 to 1767 and encodes 521 amino acids.